Messenger RNA from Dendrobium catenatum, 866 nucleotides. RefSeq lists its product as uncharacterized. The record is from RefSeq and is a predicted model, not a curated record. The transcript has 2 exons. NCBI's taxonomy places the organism in Eukaryota, Viridiplantae, Streptophyta, Magnoliopsida, Asparagales, Orchidaceae. The coding region runs from base 473 to 799 and encodes 108 amino acids.
AUUAUUAUCCCUAUCUUUUCUCUCUUAUGUCAUACUUCUUCUUCGGCUCCUGCUGCCAAUUUUUUCUUUCCAGCGGAUAUAAGAAUGGCAGAUGUUGGUUCAGAGGAUAAAAAAAGCAAAUUUACCAGCUUACAUGAGCAGCAUCAACAUGUGCAAUAAGGCUAUAAGCAAAUCAAAAUUCAAACCUAACCUGGCAACCAAUGCCAACCCACGUGAAUGGGGGUCCUCAAUCCUCAGGCUGUGCUCAAAUAUGGAACCCAAAACAGGGAGAGAGUUUGAGUUCUGCAAAUAAUUUGACUAAAAUGUUUGUUUGAUUCACUCAGUUUGCCUCCUCUCAUAGAUACAAUACCAGUCUCCACUCCUCCCAUGUUCUCCUCCCAUUCCUUCAAUAAUUGAAUCUCUCUCCCUCUCCUCCAGCUAUUUAGAUCUCCAAGAUUUCUACAACAUGGUAGUAUACCUCUGAGUUAAUAAAAUGGCAAAAAAGCUACUAAUCUCUUUUCUUCUCUCCUUCUCUCUGAUUCUGCCCACCUCUUCUCCUCAGCAGCUUUCCCUCACACAGUCUCAAGUUAAAGGUAGCUGGAUCUCAGGAAGGAAGCUUUUGGAAGAGAUUAUAGUUCCAGCUGCAAUUCUGUCGCCAAAACUUUCAGAUAAGAUGGAGAGAUUUGAAGCCAAAAGAGGCGCAAAAGGUGGGCAUGAAAAUAGAGAGGAAGAGGAAGAAGGUAAAGGAAUGGUGUUCACUGCAGAUUACAACAAAGUAAAAACACACUCCUCUCCAUUGCCAAAGCACCCAAAGCCAUAGUUGAUUUAUAUUACUUUUAUGGUGACUGAAAUCUCUUCAGGAUAAAGGGUGUUUUAUGAAUGUAAAA